Molecule: messenger RNA, 4006 nt
Organism: Sphaeramia orbicularis (orbiculate cardinalfish)
Lineage: Eukaryota; Metazoa; Chordata; Actinopteri; Kurtiformes; Apogonidae
Gene: nphs1
Product: NPHS1 adhesion molecule, nephrin
Exons: 29
Coding region: 1-3702 (1233 amino acids)
Biological process (GO): cell-cell adhesion
Cellular component (GO): plasma membrane; cell-cell junction
Molecular function (GO): cell adhesion molecule binding
Source: RefSeq, a predicted model, not a curated record
AUGGACCUCUUCUCUUCAUGGAUUAUGUCCUCUUCAGUCACACACGUCCUCUUUCUCAUCUGGGGUUUGCGGGCCCAGCAGGUCUUCAGGACAGAGCCCAGGAACGUCACAGUGCGGAUGGGAGCCACAGCUGUGCUGAGGUGUGAGGUGUUACGGGCCUCAGGGACUGUGCAGUGGGCGAAAGAUGGCCUCCUCCUGGGACCUGAUAGAAGCUUGCCAGGCUUUCCACGCUACAGCAUGAUAGGAAACCUCAAGAGGGGGCAAUAUCAUCUUCAGAUUGAAAAUGCCCAACUGGAAGAUGACGCCACCUAUAAUUGUCAAGCGGGCCGGUCUGAGAGCAGUCAAGCAAUCAUUUCCGAUACAGCCUGGAUCAACAUGUUAAUUCCUCCUUCUAAGCCGUACUUUGAGAUGAACAUGGUGGAACCUUGGGUGGCUGGGAAGGAGUACAUUGUCAUCUGUGUUGCCCCUGAUGCAAAACCUGAGGCUGAAAUCACACUUUACAAAGAUGGAGUCGAGCUGACAGGUGCAGAGUCUUUCACCAUGUCUGGCUCAGAGGAUAAGCUCCUGAACACGCAUGCUGAAGUAACGGUCACUGCCCUGAGCUCUGACAACGGGAGACAGUUGACAUGCCAGGCCAAGAACUCCGCCCAUUUUCGGCCAGUGGAGACCACAGUGACCAUGAGCGUGUUCUUUCCACCUCAGCCUCCGGUUAUUUUGGGUCUGGACAGACAGGAAGUCAAAGCGGGAACAACACUCGUACUGGAGUGUGUGUCUCAGUUUGGAAACCCCCUGGCCACUCUUCACUGGACCAAGAAUGGAGACGUUCUGUCAAAGACUUGGGAAGAAGAUGCUGUGGCACAAAAGUCCAGAAGUAUCCUCAAACUCAAACUCACCCCAGCUGAUAACCAAGCGAUUCUGUGCUGCGAGAGCGUCAAUCUCGUGUCCGUAUCACCUCUGUCUGUCAGCCGCAGAAUCACUGUAGUCUUUGAUCCUGUGGAGGUGAUGCUGUUGGGGUCCUUCGCAGCCAUUGAGGGGCAGGAGUUGGAUCUGAGCUGCUAUGCUUCAUCUAGUAAUCCCCCUGUCCAGAUUCGCUGGUGGCUGGGAAACACAGAGCUCAAUUCCACUUCCACUGUUGAAGAGGGAGAGAAUGGUGGGAUGACAACCAUGUCCAAUGUAACCCAUCAGGUCUCUAGGGAGGAUAAUGGCAUGAAACUCACCUGUGUGGCUUUCAACAUAGGCACAAAAGUCUCCAAGUCCAAGUCUGCUGAACUCUCUGUCUACUACCCCCCGCAAAAGGUGUGGCUUCAUGUCCCUCCUCAAGACGUUCCACUACGCUCAGGGACAAAAGUCCGUCUAAUCUGCUUCUCAAGUGGAGGAAAUCCACCUGGGACUCUAUCCUGGUUCAAGAAUGGACAGCCUGUGAUGAGUGCACUGAAACAGACCUCCUUUGAUAAGGGUGUCGCUCAAGAGCUGGUACUGGUCCUGACUGCAAGUGACAACAUGGCUACCUACCGUUGUGAUGCUACAAAUGAGGCAGAGAAAACAAUUUCAGCCCAAACUAAGCUGAGAGUUCAGUUUCCUGCAAUAACCAUGAAGAUCACUGCCAAAGAGGAGCAGUUCCAUCAGGGCCAGAUGAUAACUUUGGAGUGCGAGUCUGGAAGCAGUAACCCUAGAGCCAACAUCUCUUGGAGCCUGGGCCCACUCGGGUUCCAGGGGGUGAAUCAGCCGCACAAGAAGGCAGCGUAUGGUGGUUUUUCAGUGAGCAGUUCUCUGUCACUGAAUAUGACAUCACAGCAUCACAAUCAGAGGGUUAUUUGCCAGUCCUCCAGUGCUGAACUACCUGAGGGGGCCAAAACAUUCUUCAAACUCAGUGUGCUUUACCCACCAGAGUUUAGGCCAGAUCAGCCGAUGCAGAUCCAGGUGGCGGAAGAUGACAUGGCAACCAUCCCACUGCUGGUCUCAGCGAACCCAGAGGAGGUUUCCUGCAUUUGGCAGCACCGCAGGGAGAAGCUGGUCAAAGAGAGGGAUCUACGCAUCCAGUGGCCAGAUGAGUUCACCCUGGUGAUUGAGAAUGUGACGAGGAAAGAAGCCGGAGCUUACAAUAUUGAGUGUGCAAAUGAAGAGGGUGUCAGCCACACCACCAUCAUGCUGGAUGUACAGUAUGCUCCCAGUGUUAAAGCAGAGAAAGACCCUGUGUAUGUGAACCUUGGGGAAACAGCAGACCUGAUAUGUGUGGCAGAUGCUAACCCCAUUAUAUCUGACAUGUUUUCUUGGAAAUGGCUGGGAGAAGGGGAGGUGGAGAUGGGAGAGGAAAUCCAGGAAGAUGAAUCAGGCAUUCUGACCAUUCGUGACGUGACUCGUGCACAUGCUGGCCUUUACCAGUGCAUAGCUGAUAAUGGCAUGGCACCUUCUGCCAGUGCAGAUGUGCAGCUGGUAGUGCAGUUCAAACCAGAGAUUCAAAAGGGAGUCCAGUGGAGGAAGGUUGCAAGUAGAGGAGAUGCCACCAGUACAGCUGAGCUGAUCUGUCAGGCUGAGGGUAUUCCGCGUGUUCAUUUCUCAUGGGAAAAAAAUGGUGCACUCAUGGACUUUGCAAACCCCAGGUAUGAGCAGAGGACUAUGAGGGAGGGCUCCUUCCACACCAGCACAGUUCAAGUGGUAAAUGUGAGCGCACUGCUGGACUAUGCUGUCUUCACCUGCACUGCUCACAACUCACUCGGAGAAGACAAGCUAGACAUCCAGCUCGUCAGCACAAAUCACCCAGAUCCUCCAUCCUCAUUCCGGCAAGUCAGUGUCUCUCACAAUUCAGUCACUCUGGAGUGGAUCCCUGGCUUUGAUGGUGGCUUGCAGCAGAGAUUUCGCAUAAGGUACCGCUGGGAUCGGUCAGUCAGUUUCCUGUACAUGGAUGUGUUUCCUCCUGGAGAAGCAACAUUUACUGUGACUGGCUUGCAGCCUAAUACCACCUACAACUUCUCUGUCAAUGCUAUCAAUGCAAUUGGAGAGAGUAGCUAUGCUGACAGUAAUGCAGUACUGACCAUCACCACCAAGGAGACCUUAGAUUCAGAAGUUUCAGAAGAAGACUCAUACCCACCAAGUCCAGCUGGACUGACACUUUACUUGACAGUGGCAUUCACAGCAGUGUUUGGAGUCCUGCUGGUGUUAAAUUCACUGGGUUGCUUUUUUGGACUAAAAUGGAAAAAGAGGCAAGGUCAGACAGCAGGGGGUAGAGGAGGCAGCGUGUUGGAUGGCAAGAAGAACGAAGAGGAGGCGUCCAGUCAGUCAACUGUAAGCAACUCUAAUAAGUACGAGAGCAAAGAAAAGAUCAACACCACCGCCCAGCGCACCCUCCUCAUCGACUCCGGAUCUGAAACGGAUAGCAAUGUCUACGAGAGUUAUGCCGCGGAAAGUUCCCAUUAUUACUACCCUACCAUCGACUACAAGCCUCCUUUCAGCCCACAUCCCGAGGAAAUGCGGAGACAUGACUCUCACAGUCACUUCUACGAAGAGGUAAGAGACGUGGGUCUGUACCAGGAUGUCCUCACUUCCCCUCCAUCCUUGUUUGACCAUGGAUUGCCUCAUCAAAGAACUGACUGGAAAUCAGCAGCUUACCCUCAGGUUACUGAGAGAGGGAAGGAGUUCAUAGACAUUCAACAGCCUCAGAGAGAUUCUGAUCUUCCCUUUGAACUCAGAGGAGAGUUAGUCUAGAAGGAGCAGGUCGGACCAAACAUGUAUGCUAUGCCGAGAUUCAGAUGACAUUGACAGGACUGUUAUGUAGCAGAUAUUCAUUCAACGUUAUGUUUUUUUUUUCAUUCUGUUUCAAUGGUAUCUCACAAAUCACCUUGAAAGCACCUAGAACAACUCAGAUCAAGUGCUCGAUGUGAGAUGUCAUAAUACAUGUUGAGUGUUUUGAUGUUUUAUUGUGUAUUUCUUUAGCACUGAAUAUUUGCCUCAAAAGACCGAGUUGACCUACAGUAAAGUAUGAAAGGCUUAAUAACUUGAACAGAGGAAG